UUUUUUUCAUUGGUAGUCGGCUGCGUUUUCGGUUUUCUCUGUUGGCUUUUACUCCGUUAUUGCUUUUUAUAAAAGAACGUGGAAUGUUUGCAAUAUAAUUCGAAAUUCGCUUAAUAAAUCAAAUAUAUAUUGACAUUUUCAAAAUUGAAGUAACUUCGCUACUCAAGCACUUUAGCGCUUAGUGCUCCAAAUUCCAGACAGAAACUACAAGGGUGGUGCUGUUUGUUGGUGAAGUUCAGUUGGUGUAUUGAGGUGGUCGUGGAAAGGUGCUAAUAUAUUGCCCCAUCUAGUUCGUUGGGCUCCAAAGCGGUCGCGAGGUUUGUUGUAAAAGUGCGAAAUGUCAAAUCAAAGUGAAACGAAGGUGGCCGUAGCGCCUAAAGCAGCAGCUCCCAUUCCCAAUGGCUUGAAAUUUAUGUUUGGUGGCCUAGCUGGCAUGGGCGCCACUUGCAUUGUGCAACCACUGGAUUUGGUUAAGACAAGAAUGCAAAUUUCUGGUGCUGGUGGCGGCAAAAAGGAAUAUAACAGCUCAUGGCAUUGCAUACAGACGGUUGUAAAAAAGGAGGGUCCAUUGGGUUUGUAUCAAGGUAUUGGUGCAGCUUUGCUACGUCAAGCCACCUACACAACAGGACGACUUGGUGUCUAUACUUACUUAGUGGAUGCAUUCCAAGCGCAAUUCAAGCGUACACCCGGUGUGCUGGACAGCAUGGCAAUGGGUGUAAUAGCCGGUGCAUGUGGUGCAUUUAUUGGCACACCGGCUGAGGUAGCGCUUAUUCGUAUGGCCAGUGAUGGUCGUCUGCCGCCAGCUGAGCGACGCAAUUACACCAAUGUAGCAAACGCCUUAACACGCAUAGUACGUGAAGAAGGUGUAACCGCGCUGUGGCGUGGCAGCAUACCCACCGUGGGACGUGCCAUGGUGGUCAACAUGACUCAACUGGCUUCGUAUUCACAAUUUAAAGCCUACUUCAAGAAUGGCCCACUCAAGAUGGAAGAAGGCAUCGGUCUGCAUUUCGUUUCAAGUAUGUUGAGUGGCUUGCUGACAACAAUCACCUCCAUGCCGUUGGAUAUUGCUAAAACACGUAUACAAAACAUGAAAACCGCCGAAGGUGCCAAGCCGGAAUAUCGCGGCACUGUCGAUGUUCUUCUCAAGGUGGCACGUCACGAAGGUGUAUUUGCUCUCUGGAAGGGCUUCACACCAUAUUUCUGUCGCCUCGGACCACAUACUGUCUUGACUUUCAUCUUCUUGGAGCAAAUGAACAAAUUAUAUCGUGAUUAUGUCAACCGCAGCAGUGGCCAAAAAUCAACUGGAUUGUGAUGUAACCAUGUCGACAGCUAGUAGUGCGUGUGCGCUUAUUGUUGCUUUUGUUUUGUAUGUUUUGACGCAUAAAGAACGUUUGCCUAUAUUCCAGUAGCGAAGUGCAAAUACUUAUAACUACAAAUUGUCUUCGAACAUUAGAUAACUAAAACUAUUUUUAGUUUUGAAAGCAAUUGAAAAAUGCUCUUCAAUUACAUAUGAGCACAGAUCUUAGUAAAAUUAUGCUGUACAUGUUUAUUUUUUUUUUCAUUAGCGUCACUCAGUCUACAGUAUGCUUUAGUGUACAGAAAUUUAAGUGCAUAACGUUUGUAGUUGUGAAUGUACACAUAAUUAGCACAAAAAUGAAAAAGCAAAAAUUAAUAAGCAUAAGUUUAAAAAAUAGUAAAAUUUUUUUAUUAUUGUUGUUUUUGUCACAAUAUAGCCAACAGUUGUUAAUAAUGUCGAUUAAUGCAUAAACUACAUAAGUAUGUAAAUACAUAAGUGAAUGCUCUCUGACAUUUUAUUUUGUAUUAUUUUUACACUAGUGGCAAGUAAAUACGAUUAACUUGUAAAAAAAAUUAUUUAUGUGCAAUUAUAAAAUUAUAAAUAUAUUUUGAUUUGCAACAAUUGUAUACAAAUAUAUAAGCUGGAACGAAACAAAACCGAAAUCGACAAUAAAUUACAAAUUGAUAGAAUG
Molecule: messenger RNA, 1988 nt
Organism: Bactrocera tryoni
Lineage: Eukaryota; Metazoa; Arthropoda; Insecta; Diptera; Tephritidae
Product: mitochondrial 2-oxoglutarate/malate carrier protein
Exons: 1
Coding region: 338-1312 (324 amino acids)
Biological process (GO): phosphate ion transmembrane transport; succinate transmembrane transport; oxaloacetate transport
Molecular function (GO): malate transmembrane transporter activity; antiporter activity; succinate transmembrane transporter activity
Source: RefSeq, a predicted model, not a curated record